AUGAUUGCCGACGCGCUGGACAAGGUGGGGUCCAACGGCGUGCUGUCCAUCGAGAGCAGCAGCAGCACUGAGACGUUUGUGGAGGUGACUGAGGGCAUGGAGAUCGACCGCGGCUACAUCAGCCCCCAGUUUGUGACCAACAACGAGCGCCUGCUGGUGGAGUACGACAACUGCAAGGUGCUGGUGACGGACCAGAAGAUCGAGAGCGUGCGCGACAUCAUCCCCAUCCUGGAGCAGGUGACGCGCCUCAACGCGCCGCUGCUGAUCAUCGCGGAGGACGUCAGCGGCGAGGCCCUGGCCACCCUGGUGGUCAACAAGCUGAGGGGCAUCCUCAACGUCUGCGCCAUCAAGGCGCCCGGCUUUGGGGAGCGCCGCAAGGCACUGCUGCAGGACAUUGCCAUCGUGACUGGGGCCGAGUUCAUUGCCAAGGACCUGGGCAUGAAGGUGGAGUCCUCCGUGGUGGAGCAGCUGGGCACCGCCCGCAAGGUCACCGUGGCCUCCACCAGCACCACCCUCAUCGCGGACGCCGCCUCCAAGGACGAGAUUGAGAUGAGGAUCGCGCAGCUCAAGAAGGAGCUGUCAGAGACCGACUCGG
Monoraphidium neglectum is the source of this 595-nucleotide messenger RNA. RefSeq names its product RuBisCO large subunit-binding protein subunit alpha. The transcript has 4 exons. Gene Ontology annotation, molecular function: ATP-dependent protein folding chaperone; ATP binding. Gene Ontology annotation, biological process: protein refolding. The annotation marks the transcript as partial. The record is from RefSeq and is a predicted model, not a curated record. NCBI's taxonomy places the organism in Eukaryota, Viridiplantae, Chlorophyta, Chlorophyceae, Sphaeropleales, Selenastraceae.